AUGCUCUCUGCAGAUGGGAAAGAGAACGAGAUCGGCAAGAGCUUGAUAGAAGAUGCAUCUUUGUUUCUGUGGUUUGUAAAUGCAGUGAAUUCUGGUGGAUGCUGUAGGGAAAUUAAGAGUGAGGAGGAUCUGUCCCUUGCUUCCAAGAAGAAGAUUCACCAAAAAAUAAAGUUUAAGGCAUAUAGCAUGGGUGCCGAAAGUAUUAUGUAUGAAAAGAGAAAUGAGAUGGCCUUCGAGGAGGAUAGAAAUGGAUUCAUAUGUGCACACUGCGAUGCAAGGUAUGUGUAUAAAAGAUGCCUAGCAAAUCACCUCAUAAAAUCUCACCACAUAAAUUCAAAUACACUCUAG
This is a messenger RNA of Encephalitozoon intestinalis ATCC 50506, 348 nucleotides long. RefSeq lists its product as uncharacterized. The record is from RefSeq and is a predicted model, not a curated record. The transcript has a single exon. The coding region runs from base 1 to 348 and encodes 115 amino acids. Lineage: Eukaryota; Fungi; Microsporidia; Unikaryonidae.